Molecule: messenger RNA, 348 nt
Organism: Acanthamoeba castellanii str. Neff
Lineage: Eukaryota; Discosea; Longamoebia; Acanthamoebidae
Product: doublecortin protein
Exons: 6
Coding region: 1-348 (115 amino acids)
Biological process (GO): intracellular signal transduction
Source: RefSeq, a predicted model, not a curated record
AUGACGUCGCACUCCCUCUCCAACUUCAACAAGGCCCCCAUCCAGAAGUUUGGCACCCAGGCUACAGCGCCCCCGAAGGUGAAGAUCUUCAGGUGCGGCGAAAAGCAUGACAAGGGGUACGUGGUACUCCUCAANNNCUUCCGCACUCUCGACCAGUUCCACAAGCACGUGGCUGAAAAACUCAGCCUGCUGCCCGCGGUGCGCGCACUCUACACGGUGGAGGGAAGGAAGAUAGGCAGCCUGGAGGAGAUCGAAGACAAGCAGGUCCUUGUCGCCGUCAAGACAGGCACCACCUUCACCAAGGACAGGCUGCCGCUGGCCAUCCAGCCCCCAGCGCCCGUCGAGUGA